CUUCAAUCUAACAUCUCACCAAACAACGAGUCAUUUGCAAAGCGGUGGAACAUAAAUAUCAUAAAAAUUGUUGCAAAAAAGUAAAUAUAAUAAAAAAAAGUGCAUUCCAACCGAAAAAACGUAUAGGACCGAAUACAAUCGUGGGCAUGUGUCAACGCUUGACAGGACCAGUGUGACUUUCCAGAGAUUUCUUCUUUUGCUACUUCUCCAGUUCUCCACAGUGGCUUUUCCAUAUUGAACCACGUGUGUAAUCUCAUUCUCAUAUAAGUGGACCUCUUUGCCCCCACUCCUCUCUUUCUCAUGUGUUUGGAACUCAUUUUGUGUUUCUAAAAAAAACUUAUUUUGAUUUUAGAAUCCGUUUUCAGAUGGUUCCCAACUUCUAUGAAAACAGAUUCUGGGAGCUAAAGUAGUUUUAAAAAUCAGAUCGGCGCACCCCUAUAUCUAUACCUCCUCUCCAUAAUUUUUUCCCAUUCUUCUCUCUGAAGUCUCAACCAGACCAAACCGCAGAUUAACAAACAGCCAUGAUCAGUCCUACUGUUACCAAUACUAAACCUUAUUUGUUUAAGCUCAAAUUAUGCAGUCUUCAGUCUUCUAAGAAGGUAAUGAGUUCUUCUUCUUCAUGUCUUUCUUUUUCAUCCCACCAGCCCAAAUACUCCGUUCAAUCCCUUUCUAUGUUCCAUUUCCCCAACAAAUCUUCUGCUGCCGAUACAAUCCCCACUCCAGAGCCAAGCCGAACUUCUCCUACGAUUUCAUAUCCUAAAGAACAAGAAGAAGCUUCUGUUUCUUCUUCUCCGGACCGUCGAUGGAAUUUUUUGCAGAGAGCAGCGGCGGCGGCUUUGGAUGCAGUGGAGAGAAGGAUUACAGAGCAUGAACUCAGACACCCUUUUCCAAAAACAAUCGACCCCAGAGUUCAAAUCGACGGGAAUUUCGCUCCGGUGCCGGAGAACGCCGUCUGCCACGCACUCCCGGUAGCCGGGAACAUUCUGGAGUGCAUUGACGGCGUCUACGUCCGUAACGGAGCAAACCCGCAGUUCGAGCCGGUUACCGGGCACCACUUAUUCGACGGGGAUGGGAUGAUCCACGCCGUGAAGUUUGAGAAAGGCGCCGCCAGUUACGCGUGUCGGUUCACGGAGACGCGUCGGCUGGUUCAAGAACGUGCCUUGGGACGCCCUUUCUUCCCCAAAGCUAUCGGCGAGCUCCACGGGCACUCCGGGAUAGCAAGAAUCCUCCUUUUCUUGGCCCGUGGAGCUUUCGGGCUCUUCGAUAGCAGUUCCGGCACCGGAGUUGCCAACACCAGUCUGGUUUACUUCAACAACCGCCUCCUGGCAAUGUCGGAGGACGAUUUGCCGUACCACGUCCAUAUAACACCCUCCGGCGACCUGAAAACCGUGGAAAGAUACAAUUUUGACGGGCAAUUGAAGUCCAAAAUGAUCGCCCACCCGAAAAUCGACCCUGUUUCCGGCGAGCUCUUCGCCCUCAGCUACGACGUGAUCCACAAGCCUUACCUCAAGUACUUCAUGUUUUCGAAGAACGGGAAGAAAUCAGAAGACAUUGAAAUCCCCGUCAAAGAUCCCACCAUGAUUCACGACUUCGCCAUCACGGAGAAUUUCAUCAUCGUCCCCGACCAGCAAAUGGUGUUCAACAUCUCCGAGAUGAUCCGCGGCGGCUCUCCGGUGGUCUACGACAAGAACAAGAUUCCCAGGUUCGGAGUACUAAACAAGUACGCCAAAGAUUCAUCCCAGAUUCAAUGGAUAGAAGUGGAGAAUUGCUUCUGCUUCCAUCUCUGGAACGCCUGGGAAGAAACAGAGACGGACGAGAUUGUGGUGAUCGGAUCGUGUAUGACGCCGCCGGACUCCAUUUUCAACGAUUCCGGCGAAGGGUUGAAGAGCAUUCUGUCAGAAAUCAGAUUAAACCUGAGAACUGGGAAGUCAACUAGAAAGUCAAUCAUUCAAAACCCAUCGGAGGAGGUGAAUCUGGAAGCAGGAAUGGUGAACAGAAACAAGCUGGGGAGGAAAACAAGAUACGCAUAUCUAGCAAUUGCAGAGCCAUGGCCUAAGGUCUCUGGUUUUGCAAAAGUUGAUCUUUUUACCGGAGAAGUCAAGAAAUUCGUGUACGGAGAUGAGAAAUAUGGCGGCGAGCCGUUUUUCUUUCCCGGAGUUUCUGGGCAGGAAGAAGAUGAUGGGUAUAUCUUGGUCUUUGUGCAUGAUGAGAAAGAAUGGAUAUCAGAGCUUCAAAUAGUCAAUGCAGAGAGUCUUAAGCUGGAAGCAACUCUGAAAUUGCCCUCAAGAGUUCCCUAUGGUUUUCAUGGCACAUUUGUCACUUCCAGUGAUUUAUUAUCUCAGGAGUACUGAUUUUAAUGUGGGCAUUGGAGAGUCAUCAAAGUGAUGGUUGAUUAUAUAUAUCCUAUGUUAUGGAAGUUAUCCUGAGUAACUAUUUUCAAAACUUUUGACCAAUAAUAUAUAUUUAUUAGAAAUUAGUGUAAUAUAAAAAU
Messenger RNA from Cuscuta epithymum, 2491 nucleotides. The record is from the annotation of a GenBank genome assembly. NCBI's taxonomy places the organism in Eukaryota, Viridiplantae, Streptophyta, Magnoliopsida, Solanales, Convolvulaceae.